CCGCGGCCUAGUCCCCCGGCUCCUGGCCCCCACCACUCCCGCAGCCCGGGGGUCUCGGUGCCCCCAGCCCCGGGGGUCCCUUCUCCAGUGUCCCCCAGCCUCAAUCCCCCCCCUGCUCGGGGGUCCUGCCUGCCCCCAGUCCACCCCCCAGCCUGGAGGUUGCAGCCCCCCAGCUCUGCCCUGCUGUUCCCACCCUGGUUGCCCCAGCGCCCUUGCCCCCGGCAUCGGGCAAGGGAGCCUCUCCCGAGGACCCCGGGGUGGGGGACAGGGAUCUGGGUCACCCCCCAUGGAUGAGCCGGGGGAAACCCCGCUGGGGGGCCUAGAGCGGACCUCUCCAGGGGUGACCCUCACCGAAACCCUCGUCGCCAAGAGGAACCUGCCCCAGCGGGUGGAGACCCAGAGCCUGGAGAGCCGAUCUAAGGCGCUGAUGGCCCUCUCGACUGUCCGUUUGGAUCGGGAGAAUAUCUGUGCUAUUGGGAAGCUCCAGAGCCUGCAGGAGGUUCGCAGCCUCUACCUGCAGCAGAACAGAAUUGAGAAGAUUGAGAACCUGAGCUGCCUUCCCCACCUGCGGUUCCUCUCUCUGGCUGGGAACUGCAUCCGCAAAGUGGAAAACCUGCAGCCCCUGCAACACCUGCGCUUCCUGGAUUUGUCACAGAACCAGAUAGAGACAUUGGACCCAGACGAGCUGCCCCAGAGCCUCUGUCUCCUCAACUUAACAGGAAACAAAUGCACUCACCAAGAUGGAUACAGAGAGCUGGUGCUGGGAGCUCUGCCCCAACUCUUGCAGCUGGACGCCCAGCCUGUCCCUGGCUGCCUAGACCCUGCCGCAGACGAGGAAGAGGAGGAAGGAAGUUCUUCCAGCAGUGAGGACGACAAGGAUGAGUUCCUCUGUGAGCCAAGCAGCCCUUUCACUGCAGGCAAAGAUUUCUUCAUGGAUCUGCACCGGGAGCUAGCCAGGCGCUCACAGAGGAGGCAGCGGGAGGCACUGGACGAACAUGAAACCCGUCUGGAGGAGCUGGAGGAGCGUCGAGGCCUGCUGCUGCCUCCCGCACCGCUUGGCUCAGCGGACACGGAGACCUGCCUAGCCUUGAGCCAAGGAGUGGAAGGAGCCACCUUCGCUGCAGCCGCAGGCCCCAGGCAGUCCCAGCCUUGUCCCCAAGUGAAGCUGGGGUCACAGCAGUCACCACCACUGGGAGCUGGCAGCCAGGAUGCCUGCCCACAGCCACAGCAAGUUCCCAGCAGGAGCCAGCACCAGAUCAAGGCCCUGCAAGGGGAGACUUGUGCCGCAGUCCCGCUCAGGAGAGCAAAAAAAUAGGCAAUCCCCCAAACCCCCACGAGCACAGCCACCGCAUGCAGGUGGAAUUAAAGCCUCUUUAUUCCUA
This is a messenger RNA of Rhea pennata, 1382 nucleotides long. It is a transcript of the gene LRRC46, whose product is annotated as leucine rich repeat containing 46. The record is from RefSeq and is a predicted model, not a curated record. Lineage: Eukaryota; Metazoa; Chordata; Aves; Rheiformes; Rheidae. Gene Ontology annotation, molecular function: protein binding. The transcript is spliced from 8 exons. Gene Ontology annotation, cellular component: cytoplasm. The coding region runs from base 287 to 1315 and encodes 342 amino acids.